Messenger RNA from Saccoglossus kowalevskii, 602 nucleotides. Its product is annotated as perlucin-like protein. The record is from RefSeq and is a predicted model, not a curated record. NCBI's taxonomy places the organism in Eukaryota, Metazoa, Hemichordata, Enteropneusta, Harrimaniidae.
CGACAGUAGUACUACUUGGGAACAAGAUCACACUGUAAUAAGUUUGUGACGUCAAGGUGAAAAUAUGGAUCGUAUAAUUAUCUUUCUGAGUUUAAUUGCAGUAUCAACGGCGACUCACGUGGAAAAAACUGAAGAGUUUCUAGGAUAUAUUCCAAGUGUGUCGACAUGCACAACCCUCGAGAAACGUUACGAGAUUUACUGUCAACAAGAUGAAACUGUCCACCCAUAUCGCCAAAAAGCGCAGGAAUUUUGCGAGAGUCGAGGCGGCACUCUCGCCAAUAUAAAGAAUCCCGAAGAGGACGCGGAAAUUCGAGAUUUUAUCUAUGCCAAUAAAAUGGAUUCCAGGAACUGUGUUCCGAAUAAUGGCUUUUGGAUCGGAUUACAUGAUGGGGAUGGCGAAGAAGAAGGAAACUACAAGUGGGGAGAUGGAACCACACCUUGUUACUUCAACUGGGCGAUUGGAAACCCUAACAACAAUGAAAAGAAAAAUGCUACGAGUGGCCAGGACUGUACUCAGUUAUGGUGUAGGCGCAACAAAGGAAUAUUAUGGGACGACGAUUACUGUGAUUUCCGGCCAAAGGGGAUCAUUUGUGAAUUUAUUG